AUUCAGUAUAGUAUAUGGACACCUCUGACCUCCUCCCAAUACUCCGUAGGGGUGUGCAUGGCGUUUGCCGAGUCCAGCCUUAAUACGACGGCAGUCAACAUCAACGCAGGAGGAAAGUCCAGCGACUACGGACUCUUCCAGAUCAACAGCUUCUGGAACUGCGACCCCCAGGACGGUAGAGAAACCCGCAAUGGCUGCAAACACCCUUGCUCCGACUAUAUGAACACCGACAUCAGUGAUGACGUCCGCUGCAUCAAACAGCUUCGACGCGAAAACCACGGUUGGGGCUUCGCACACGGUUACGGUGAUAAGUGUAGCUCUGUGACCAGCAGCUACUUGAACGGAUGCAGCUACUGAGUUGUCAGCCUGGCACCUCACGACAGCGUCCAGCGCCACACCAAUCUCACUAAACUUCAAAGUCCACCUGGUUUGUAUGAGAUCGAGGCGUUCUUUCUUGAAUAAAAGCAGUCAAAUAUA
This is a messenger RNA of Haliotis rubra (blacklip abalone), 477 nucleotides long. Its product is annotated as lysozyme C, milk isozyme-like. The transcript is spliced from 3 exons. NCBI's taxonomy places the organism in Eukaryota, Metazoa, Mollusca, Gastropoda, Lepetellida, Haliotidae. The record is from RefSeq and is a predicted model, not a curated record. The annotation marks the transcript as partial.